Lytechinus pictus (painted urchin) is the source of this 3613-nucleotide messenger RNA. RefSeq names its product nuclear pore complex protein Nup88-like. Gene Ontology annotation, biological process: mRNA export from nucleus; protein import into nucleus; ribosomal large subunit export from nucleus. Gene Ontology annotation, molecular function: structural constituent of nuclear pore. Gene Ontology annotation, cellular component: nuclear pore. The record is from RefSeq and is a predicted model, not a curated record. NCBI's taxonomy places the organism in Eukaryota, Metazoa, Echinodermata, Echinoidea, Temnopleuroida, Toxopneustidae. The coding region runs from base 152 to 2386 and encodes 744 amino acids. The transcript has 15 exons.
GUUGGCUUGGGGUCGCGAUCCCGGCGGCCUGCCCCGUCCCCCGUCGCUGAUCAGUGAAAGGAGAAAUCAUGAUGUUUAUCCUGCUUACCCCAAAUUUCCAAAUAUUGCCACGACUCAUUUUAUCAACCUGUCAGUUUGGAUUGAUGUGGAAAUGUCAGGGGAAUCCCCUUAUGACGUAAGACUACGAGAUAUAAGAAUCUCACUUGGCAAAAUGGCGGAGUACGCAAACCCCGAAGACUGGCGCUUUGAUUUAAACUCGCAUCCCAUUUUUGAGAAGUUGCGGUCAAAUCCACCUAGAAAUGGCAGAAAUGAAAGAAUCAACCCUGAAAAUUUGAUAUUUGUUCACGAUGGUCAAAUUUACGUGUGGGAUAAUGAUGCAGCGAGGCUUCUAACGGCGAAUCUCCGAGACGUCCUCGUCCAAGAACAAGCGCAUCAGUGCAACACACUACAGGUUCUCUUGUGCAUCAAUGCCCCUGUCUUUGAUGUUGAACAUAUAGUACCAAGUCUUUGUGGGGAGAAUGUCUUGCUGUAUGGUAAGAAAGGAGCCAGUGUAUUGGUGCUUCCUCGGAGACAUGGCAAGCAUGGAUUGUUUGAAGGAGGAAAGGCACAGAUUAAUUGCAGGAUUACACCAAUAGCUGAGAGGCUCUUCAUCUCUAAUACAUCAUUAUGUCUGCUGAAGGCUGCCUGGUACCCAGGGAGCGAGAAUGAUAUGCAUUUAUCAAUGCUUACUUCAGACAACUAUUUCAGACUCUAUGACAUCACUUCACCACUCAAACCAGUCCAAACCCAUCGACUGGGAUCACAUGCUACCAGCUUUGCCUUGUCUUCCUCUCACUCCACGUUUGACGCUGCACUGGGUGAGAUCGCCAUCACCUUUGAUUAUGGCCCGCCCUCUCUAGUCCAGGCCAACACAGUGUACAGAGGGGCGGGAUCAGAGAGCUUUAUAUACCCUGUCUUCAUCCUUAGAGGCAAUGGGGAUAUCUAUGUGCUGAAUACAAGUUUGACAGAUGUUAGAUAUUCACACACCAAGCUACUUGGACCUCUGCCCAUGCACCCCCCUGCAGAGGAUAACUAUGGCAUGGAUGCAUGCAGUCUUUGUUGCCUUGAAAGCCAACCACCAGUUCUAGUUGUUGCUACCACCUCAGGCCUUCUCCACCACUGUAUCCUUGUUGCUGGUGAAACAGAUGCUGACGAUGACAAUACAAGCAUCCAAUCUGGUGACACAUCAAGCAUAGCUUCACUUGGACCAGGUGACAGUGAAUUCUCUCUGUAUGUGUAUGAGACUGUAGAACUGACGAGGUGUCCUGUAACAGUGGAAGAUUUCGAUAGCGAUAUAUCCUAUCCCAUCAUGCUUCAUUCAGAUCCUUCAUCAUGUAAGAGAUACUUCUGUUCUCACAGCGGUGGAGUACAUAGUGUCAUCUUGGCCUGGCUGGACAAACUAGAAAAAUUCUGUAGUAAUGGAGGAGAUGAAGAGGAAGAGACUAUACAUGAAGUGAACCAGGAUCAUCCCUGUAUAUUAAGGCACAUGAUUUGUACCAUGCCCUCAGAAACUUGUGCUCCAUCUCCUAUUUUGGGUGUGGCAGUCAUCAUCGAUCAGUUGCUAGGCAACAGCCUCAUAUGCUUGACUCACAACAGGGAAUGUAUGAGCACACCCCUUGUCCCUAUAGAAGCUUCUACCCCACCCCCACUGAUGUCUGAGGGGAGGGGUGAUGAGCCUCCAGUGUCCCCCCUCAGGCAAGCCAACCCAGAACCAUUCCAGAAGUACAUCAAGAGACUCCUCCAGAGAAACCAUUCCAAUCCUAUUCUCAAGACGAGUAGUAAGACACAGCUCAAUCUUGAUGAAUGUUUCCAGCUGCUCCUACGAGCCACCAAGACACUGAGAGAGGAAUAUAUUCAUAAACAAGACACAGUCAAGGAAGAGAUUGAAAAGAGAGUUAAGAUCCUGAAACAACAGAAACGGCAGCAGUUGGCAGAUCUUGCAGAGUGUCAGCAAUUAAAGGGAGAUAUCAGCAUCAAAGCAGAGGAGUUAGCUGAGAGGUAUAGUGAUGCAGAGGAUAAACAGGAAGAACUUCUCAACAGGGUUGGGGUUGUCCUACACACUCUACAGAGUCAGCUACCCAUCCUAUCUGAGGCUGAGCAGGGUAUGAGAACAGAGUUAGAAUCAAUGCAGAACAAGAUUGAACACCUCAAGACAUCACUCAAGCAGGUGAAAGCUAAAAACAUCUAUCAGCAGAAGUAUGCUGAGAAACAACAAAAGAUUAAGGCACCACCAUCUUUGAGUCGAGCCCAAGAAAAACAGCUGAAAUCACUACUCAAAGAGCAAACUGAGGAAAUUGCAACUCUCAUUUCAGAAGUUCAGAAUAUCUCAAUAGCGGUUGGGCCAUGAGCUGAAAUUACCAGUCAAUCAAUUGUUAUAUACAGGGCUUCAUUUCAUAACACUUUUCCUCAUCAACAUAGGACAAUUGUUAUCAGCUUGAUUGGUUUAGAGCAAGUGUUGGGAAAUGGGAGAGUAUUUGUGAAACACGGCCCUGUUGGUGGAUAUGCAUGUUUGUAUACAUACACUGACCAAAAGAAAGCCCAAAUCAUUCUCCUGAAUUAUGUUGAUUUCAAAUGGAAAUGAAAACAUAUAAAAUGUUUCAAAGGGGCCUUUGAUUACGGAUACAGUUGGGUUCAAUAAGGACAUAUGUAGUAUGCCGGUCGAUGAGUUUCUUGUUGGAAUGCUCCCCUGGGAGUGGAGAAAGUGCAUGAGCGGGAUAAUGAUAAUUGCAUGUAAAGCACUUAUAAACGCUAAGUAUUAAGUGCUAUAUACAGUUGUGCUCAAAAGUUAGUGAAACCCCAGUACAAAAUACACUCCUUUAUGUUCGGCAAACCCCCCAAAAAACUUUAUUCAGAAAUAACUAAAAUAUGGCAGAAAUUUUAAAUAUGCUCAUAUUCUGGUGGUGUUCACUGCCUUUUGAGCACCACUGUAAAGUAACUAUUAUUAUAUAAUGAAUGAUAUGAUGUUUUCUUUAGUGAUUUAUUCACAACACUUGUAUGAUGUUGAAUACUACUAUGAUUCUAUAUUUUGAAUUCUUCUUAGAUACUAGCAUGAAGGCCAUACUGAUAGAGUAUUCACGCAAAUGUAGGAUUUUUUGUAUCGGGCAGAGCAUUGACGAAGAGAGUUAGUACAUGUAUCUAUGCUCACCAGCAUACUCAAACAUUUGAUUUUAGCAAAAUUCUUACCAGUUAUCUGUUGCCAUACAUAUAAUUGUGACAAAUAUAUUAUGCAUAAAGAAUAAGAAUAAAAACUCAUGGUAAAGAGGGAGGGGGGGGGGGUGCGAUUAACAGAAACUCUCUUUGCACCUAUGUACACAGCUGAUGCAAAGUUUUGAGUUGGUUGGUAGGAAUUGUAUGCUCAGCUUAAGUUUUACUUCGGACCUUAUAGGCUUUUUAUAGGCCUUUCAUGAAACCUAGAUGAGUUUCAAUAUAACAAAAAUUGUCAAGAAGACAUGUGCAACAUUCAAGUCAUUUAGGUGAUUCAGAAAACCUUGCUACAUGCUGUGUUUUCAGUUUGGUCGUAAGAGAAAAGCUCUCAACUAUGUAAUGUACAGUCCUAUGUAAAGAUAUGCUAUAC